Messenger RNA from Hyla sarda, 2075 nucleotides. It is a transcript of the gene DCAF11, whose product is annotated as DDB1 and CUL4 associated factor 11. The record is from RefSeq and is a predicted model, not a curated record. Gene Ontology annotation, cellular component: Cul4-RING E3 ubiquitin ligase complex. The transcript is spliced from 15 exons. NCBI's taxonomy places the organism in Eukaryota, Metazoa, Chordata, Amphibia, Anura, Hylidae. Gene Ontology annotation, biological process: proteasome-mediated ubiquitin-dependent protein catabolic process. Gene Ontology annotation, molecular function: protein binding. Bases 176 to 1780 code for a protein of 534 amino acids.
AACAGGAACCAGUUGCUGGCUGCGCUGUAGAACUCGGGAGAGCAGUUGACCAAUCAGGUGUUAGUCACGUGCUGAGUCUGGGAAGCGGAAGCAGAGGAGAGACGUCCUGCGGGGAUGUAAACAGUGUGUGCUUUUUUUUAUAUUAAGGCUUAUAUGGUGUGCAGGGGAAUGGAGAAUGGGAACUCGCAGUAGCAGCAGUGCAGGUGGAGGAGAAGCUUCAGGGGAUUCUCCAAGAGGAUCCCGAAACAACUCAGGAUCUCGUGGUCUACAGGAUGAUGAUGACGAGGAGAACGUUGACCUGGCGCAGGUAUUGGCGUACCUUCUGCGCAGGGGGCAGGUUCGGCUAGUGCAGGGAGGGGGACCCGCAAGCUUGCACCUGGUGCAGUCGCUGUCUGAUUCUGAUGAUGACAAUGACAUUGCUUGGGAGGGCUGCUUGGGAGACCGCUACAAUCCUCCUGUUGACCAAACACCAGAUACUGCAGUACUGGAUCAGAGCCAAAUAAGAACACAGGUCUUGCUAGCUACGGGAAGGCUCGGAGCACGCAGAGAACAGAAUAUCACUCGGCAGCUUCUAGAGAGAGAGCGAGGAGGAUGUGGUUUCUCACAUGGAGUCCGCUGCCAUGUGACAUCUCACUUUCUGCCAAACCAAGUUUUUGCCACGGAUUCUUACACCCAGAAGGCUUUUUGUGGGGUAUAUUCUACAGAUGGCACCCUCUUUAUGUCAGCUUGCCAGGAUCAGAAUAUUCGCCUUUAUGAUUGCCGGUAUGGAUCCUUCAAGAAGUUUCGAACCAUAAAAGCUCGAGAUGUUGGCUGGAGUGUCCUUGAUGUGGCAUUUACUCCAGAAGGAGGACAUUUCUUGUACUCUAGCUGGUCUGACUACAUUCAUAUCUGCAAUAUCUAUGGGGACACAGAAACACACACCGCACUUGAUCUCAGCCCAUCAGAGAGACGAUUUGCUGUUUUCUCUCUCACUGUAUCUCGUGAUGGUCGGGAAGUGCUUGGAGGAGCCAAUGAUGGAUGUGUAUAUGUGUACGACCUAGAACAAAACCGUCGAAUAUUGAAGAUUUGCUCUCAUGAGGAUGAUGUGAAUGCUGUCUCAUUUGCUGAUGACAGCUGUCACAUAUUGUAUUCUGGUGGUGAUGAUGCUCUGUGUAAAGUGUGGGAUCGUCGCACAAUGCGUGAGGAUGAUGCCAAACCAGUGGGCCUGUUAGCGGGGCAUCAGGAUGGUAUUACAUUCAUUGACAGCAAGGGUGAUGCACGAUAUCUGCUUUCUAACUCCAAAGAUCAGAGCAUUAAGCUGUGGGACAUCAGACGAUUUUCAGGUCCAGAGGGGCUUGAAGCCUCACGUAGGGCAAUCACCCAACAGAACUGGGAUUACAGAUGGCAACAGGUUCCCAAGAAAGCUCUCAGGAAAAAGCGCCUUCCUGGGGACACAUCUCUGAUGACUUAUCGUGGCCACGGUGUCUUACACACUUUGAUCAGGUGUCGCUUCUCCCCUGCAAACAGCACUGGUCAGCAGUAUGUGUAUAGUGGGUGCUCAACUGGCCGAGUUGUGAUUUACGACUUGUUAACAGGGCGGAUAGUGAAGAAACUGGCCAAUCAUAAAGCAUGUGUGCGGGACGUAAGCUGGCAUCCAUGUGACAACAGGCUUGUGAGCAGCUCUUGGGACGGUAAAGUUUGUGUCUGGGAUCACCGCCAGUCGGAAUUUUAUGAAGAGGAUUUGCGCACACCACCACCAGAGUCUGAAGGCAGCCCUGCUAGCAGUUCCUCCUCCUGGUAGCCAACUACAAUGACCACUAACACACUUGGCUUGCUAUGUGAAAAAUUGAAGCUAAAGAGGACAUAUAUUUAGUAUGUAUAGUUUGGUGAAUGUAAGGGUAUAAAGAGUGAAUCUCUGCUUCUAAAGCAAAAUAACUAAGGACGACUGCAACUUGCUGACUGAGUCAGUGACAAGUGUCCAGUUUGGUGGUGGGAUUUGUCACCUGUUUUUGACAUAUGGGAGAACAAAGAUGUACUAUUAUGGUGUGUUUGUUGAGUUCUGGCUUCUAUUUCUAUAAUAAACCUGUCCCAAAUUA